Messenger RNA from Opisthorchis viverrini, 204 nucleotides. RefSeq lists its product as hypothetical. NCBI's taxonomy places the organism in Eukaryota, Metazoa, Platyhelminthes, Trematoda, Opisthorchiida, Opisthorchiidae. The transcript has a single exon. The annotation marks the transcript as partial. The record is from RefSeq and is a predicted model, not a curated record.
UGUCAUGCUAGUAUCUACCCGGAAGACAAUUCUGGAGCCAAGACUGUUAUUUCAGGUGCAGUUUCCCACCCUCACUCAAAAGUACCACAGAGUCAAAUGAAGGAAGUUCUUAAUCGAAUUGGUGAACGUCAGCCACCGAAUGACCGCCUGUUGGCUGUCAACGGGACAGUAAUUCCAUCGACAAAUGUGAGUACAUGUAAACAG